GCCAGCAGCCUUCUCCGGCACGGCAACACCUCCCUCUCCAUGGACCACCACGACGCUCCCGACGUGGGCACCAAUGGCAGCGACCUUCCGCCUCUCAGGGCCCACCGUCAAUCUCGGAGCGAAGUCCCCUUCGCCUUCCUGCCUCCUCUGCCCCUUUGGCCAUCAGACGGCGCCGGAGUCAAGAUGGAGAGCCACGAUGGGGUCGCCGGCGAUGAUUUGUUCGACGCCUUCAUGGACUUGGACGGCUUCGACAUGCUCAAUUCCUCCGAGGACAACCACAGAAGAGACAGCGGGUCCAGGAUGAACGGCACAGAGAACGAGGCGGAGAGUAACACUUCCUUGGGGGCGGCGAAGCAGGGUUGGGCCGACCGCCCCGGCCUGGUUACGGUGGCUUCCAGGCAUUGCAGAAGCCUUUCCAUGGACAGCUGCACGGGGAGGUUUCACUUCGAGGAGGAACCAUCGAAGCUACAACGACCGUGUCGCGGAUUUCGAGCAGAAUCGAGCGCCAGAGUCGAUUGCCCAGACACGGAGCCUAACACCUUCAUCUUGGAGUUCGGUAAUGGCCAAUUCACGGCGGCCGAGAUGAAGAAAAUCAUGGAGGAUCAGAAACUCGUGGAGCUGGCCAUGGCGGAUCCCAAACGCGUUAAAAGGAUACUAGCGAAUCGACAAUCUGCUGCUCGAUCGAAGGAGCGAAAGAUGAGGUACAUUGCGGAAUUAGAACACAAAGUUCAGGCGCUGCAGUCAGAAACCACCACUUUGUCACUACAACUGACAUUGUUGCAAAGAGACUCGACAGGACUUAUCAAUAAGAACAAUGAGCUUAAGUUUCGACUUCAAGCAAUGGAGCAGCAAGCACAACUUAGAGAUGCAUUUAAUGAGGCAUUGAAUAUAGAAGUUCAACGACUGAAACUCGCUUCUAGUGGACUCGUAGAUGCUCAUGAUUUAUCUGGUUCCAAUCAUCAGCCACCAUUUAAUGCCCAAGCAAUGGAUUUCAGAGAAGAGCAAUAGCUCUAUAGAGGAGGAGGGAGGGUGAUGCCAUGUAUAGU
Messenger RNA from Zingiber officinale, 1046 nucleotides. RefSeq names its product bZIP transcription factor 29-like. The transcript is spliced from 4 exons. NCBI's taxonomy places the organism in Eukaryota, Viridiplantae, Streptophyta, Magnoliopsida, Zingiberales, Zingiberaceae. Gene Ontology annotation, cellular component: nucleus. The coding region runs from base 40 to 1008 and encodes 322 amino acids. Gene Ontology annotation, biological process: regulation of DNA-templated transcription. The record is from RefSeq and is a predicted model, not a curated record. Gene Ontology annotation, molecular function: DNA-binding transcription factor activity.